GUUGUAAACGUCAACAAAUGAAAGUUUGAGUGGAAAUACGAUUUUCAAUUUUCCCGUAAUCGUCGCAAUCGGGACCCUUUUUCACCGUGAAAACCCGUAAAAUGACUUAGUUGUAGACAUUACUCCGAGUUACAAUCUUCCGUGCAGCAGCAUCUUCUCAAGAAAAAAGUGAAAAACGUAAUUUUUUUUGCGAAAGUGUAGUCGUGGUCAAAUCAUUCCGUCGUCGUCGUAGCGAACGCGAGAGAGAGAUGUUGUGAUGAACAAAAAAAGUCCAUUUAUUGUAGUGUGAAUGCCAUUAAUCAAUUCAAGUAAGAAAGAAAGAGAGAGCGAGAUAGAAAGUAGAACAUUCAAGUGAAAUUCCUUCUAAACACACAAAAAAAACGAAAAAAAAAAGAAUCUAAUGAGUUAAAAAUUAAGAAAAUUGUGAUGACAGAUAGUAGAAGUUUUAGAAGGAUGUUUCGUGGAAGAUUACGUACAAGUACCUGCAGAAUCAUUGUGCUCACGUCGCUAGUAUGGUUGUUGAUAGAUGUUAUUUUAAUUAUGAAUUACACAGACUGCAUUGGCUCAAACUCGUUUUUAUGCAAAAAGUCUGGCGAGUACGACGUUGAGUUACCGAAAGCCGCCCACCAAGUACAAGACAACAGUAUCGAUGACGAUUCACUCGUCAAUGAAGAGGAAAUUGACACAAAUAAUUCCAUGGAUGAUCAUUCAGACAUUCAUGUGUCACAAACAUACAAGCCCUCAACGUUGAAAAAGUGGCGCGUUGUUCCGCCGGUGCAGGAAAAUUAUGGAAAACCAGGAGAACAUGGAAAACCCGUUCGAAUUCCCCCAAGCCAGCAAGCCUUGAUGAAGGAAAAAUUCAAGGAAAAUCAAUUCAAUUUACUCGCAAGUGACAUGAUCAUGUUGAACAGAUCUCUGGCAGACGUGCGACACGAAGCUUGUAAAAGUAAACACUAUGCCAGCAAACUUCCGGAUACGUCGAUUGUGAUAGUGUUCCACAAUGAAGCUUGGACGACGUUACUUAGAACUAUUUGGAGCGUCAUAAAUCGGUCGCCGCGACCCCUACUCAAGGAAAUCAUCUUGGUGGACGAUGCCAGCGAACGAGACCAUUUGGGCAAACAACUUGAAGAUUACGUAGCAACGUUGCCCGUUAAGACGUUCGUUUUGAGGACUGGAAAGCGAUCUGGUCUCAUCAGAGCUCGUUUAUUGGGAGCAGCUCAUGUUAAAGGUCAAGUGAUAACAUUUUUGGAUGCUCAUUGUGAAUGUACAGAAGGAUGGCUUGAGCCCCUUUUGGCUAGAAUCGUAUUAGAUCGAAAGACUGUUGUGUGUCCCAUUAUUGACGUAAUUUCCGACGAAACCUUCGAGUAUGUUACUGCUUCCGAUCAAACGUGGGGCGGUUUUAACUGGAAAUUGAACUUCCGAUGGUACCGAGUUCCAACGAGAGAGAUGCAACGCAGAAAUAAUGACAGAACGGAGCCUUUGAGAACACCUACGAUGGCUGGUGGACUCUUCUCCAUUGACAGAGAUUACUUCUACGAAAUUGGAUCUUAUGACGAAGGAAUGGAUAUUUGGGGAGGAGAAAAUUUGGAAAUGUCAUUUAGAAUCUGGCAAUGCGGCGGUGUGUUGGAAAUUAUUCCAUGCUCACACGUGGGUCACGUUUUCCGCGACAAAUCCCCCUACAGUUUCCCGGGAGGCGUCGCCAAUAUAGUAUUAAAAAAUGCUGCUCGCGUAGCAGAGGUUUGGUUGGACGAGUGGAAGGAGUUUUAUUAUGCAAUUAGUCCAGGUGCUCGUAAGGCAUCCGCUGGGGAUGUUAGUGCAAGACGCAAUUUGCGUGAACGUCUGAAGUGCAAGAGCUUCCGUUGGUACUUGGAAAAUAUCUAUCCAGAGAGUCAGAUGCCGCUUGAUUAUUACUAUUUGGGAGAAAUCCGCAACGUUGAGUCCCAAAACUGCUUAGACACGAUGGGUCGCAAGUCCAGCGAAAAGAUCGGAAGCAGUUACUGCCAUGGAUUGGGUGGCAAUCAAGUGUUUGCAUACACGAAACGACAACAAAUCAUGUCAGAUGACAAUUGUUUGGAUGCAUCUAAUGCAAUGGGUCCCGUUAAUUUAGUCAGAUGUCAUGGCAUGGGUGGCAAUCAAGAAUGGAUAUAUGACAUGGAAGAUAAGACGAUUAAACAUGUCAACUCGGGCAAUUGUCUAACGCGUCCCACGAGAGAAGACCCUUCGACGCCUCUCUUGCGUCCAUGCAACUACUCAAAGGGACAACAAUGGCUCAUGCAAUCGAUGUUUAAGUGGCAGGCAAAUCAUCAUAGUAGAUAGUAUAACACAAAUUAGCACAAGAAAACCUUAGCACAUAUUUUAGUCAGACUAUAAAUCAUAUCAUUAGUAAAGAUUUUUUUAAGCAACUUUCCGCACCUUUUGCACUUUUCGCAUUGAAAAAUGAAACAAAAACGAAACUAAAUUGAAAUUAUUCGUUCGUUGGUUGUAAAACUGUCUUGCUUUUUCCUUAUCAACUCGACUUCUAACGCCAAAUCCGUACUUAAUUUUUUUUUCGUUAGUUCCUCUCAAUGAGAUUCAUUAUUUUUUUAUUCGCUCUACAUUUACACUCUACGCCAAGUAGAAUCUCUAGUUAAUGUUCCAAUUCAAUCUUCCAAUUUUUACAUUUAGAAUUAAUAAAGCGUAAGAUAAAUAUAUAAAAAACUGCAACACUCCUAACAUAAGCAUAAGUUAAUAAGGAAUUUGAAGCAUAAGGAAUUUUAAAUAAACACAGAAAAAAAUAUUUGUAAAAAAAUUUCAGACAGUUCGUUAAAAUCAAUUGAGGAAAACGUGAUGUACAUAUAUUGAAAAAUAAAGUAAAAAUU
Culicoides brevitarsis is the source of this 2858-nucleotide messenger RNA. RefSeq names its product polypeptide N-acetylgalactosaminyltransferase 5 (gene Pgant5). The record is from RefSeq and is a predicted model, not a curated record. Gene Ontology annotation, cellular component: Golgi apparatus. Gene Ontology annotation, molecular function: polypeptide N-acetylgalactosaminyltransferase activity. The coding region runs from base 427 to 2316 and encodes 629 amino acids. Gene Ontology annotation, biological process: protein O-linked glycosylation. The transcript has 13 exons. NCBI's taxonomy places the organism in Eukaryota, Metazoa, Arthropoda, Insecta, Diptera, Ceratopogonidae.